AGAUAACAGGGUCCAAGGUUCAAUUCUUCUAAACCGUUUACAGUAGUCUAAAGACAGCCUGAGGCAGACGCUGCGUCAGUAAAAUGAUCAUUGCAUCUUGAGAUUCGGCCGAGAUGUACACCAAUGGGAUGGAUUUUUAUUUGGGAGGCGCACGCAACCUGCGGGCAGUGUCUGCGCCCACCCAGUACCAUGGUGCAGUCAGUGUGAGCCACGGGGCAGUCGUCGGCAAUAGUGCCAUGAUGGAUGUCAGCAACUCCAGCACUGGCAGCGCGAUCGACAUGAAGAUGGAGCCGUCCAGCCCCACGGAACGCGAGCUGCGCUACCCGUUCUCCCGGAGUAGCAGUGCGGGCUCCAUACACACAUUAUCAUCCUCCAACCACAAUUCUGACGAGGAAGACGACAGUGACGGUGGAGGCACGGGCAGCAGCAGGGGGAGCAGCAUGGGGAACGCACUGAGCUACAAGGAGCGCCGCCGUGAGGCCCACACCCAGGCAGAGCAGAAGAGGCGGGAUGCCAUCAAGAAGGGUUACGAUGCGCUGCAGUCGCUGGUUCCGACGUGCCAGCAGCCCGAGACAUCUGGCUACAAGCUGAGCAAGGCCACCGUCCUCCAGAAGUCCAUAGACUACAUAGAGUUCCUGCUGCAGCAGAAGAAGAAGCAGGAGGAGGAGCGCAACAGCCUGCGCAAGGAGGUGACGGCUCUGCGCAUCAUGCAGGCCAACUACGAGCAGAUUGUGAAGGCGCAGCAGAGCCAGCCAGGGCAGGCUGUGCAGCGCGUCUCGGAUGAGACCAAGUUCCGCGUGUUUCAGGCUGUGAUGGAUCAACUCUUCCAAUCAUUCAGCAACAUCUCUGUGUCAAAUUUCACUGAACUGUCAGCUUGUGUCUUCAGCUGGUUGGAGGAACAUUGUAAGCCACAGACGCUGCACGAUGUGGUGCUGGGUGUCUUGCAGCAGCUCAACUCGCAGUUGGCUCUCCAGGGUGGCGGCGCCAGAGUCUGAGGUCUGCAAUAUCGCUGCCAGUCGAACCGUGUCACGUGCCUGUCCGGUCCAGAGGUGGCCUGGGAGGAGAGGAGCAGCGUGCCCGUAACACUUCCUCGCUGUGGUGUCCGUAGGGUGUCCGCUUCCCUCCGGCUCGUCUGGUGGUCUCACGUGGAGUAGCAGUCGUGGUGUGGAGUGCUCUCGUCACGUUCCACACCUUGCCAUGGCCGGAAUCUCUUGUGACAUCAGUCUCUGCGACUGGGG
Molecule: messenger RNA, 1238 nt
Organism: Schistocerca americana (American grasshopper)
Lineage: Eukaryota; Metazoa; Arthropoda; Insecta; Orthoptera; Acrididae
Gene: bigmax
Product: max-like protein X
Exons: 7
Coding region: 114-995 (293 amino acids)
Biological process (GO): regulation of transcription by RNA polymerase II
Cellular component (GO): nucleus
Molecular function (GO): DNA-binding transcription factor activity, RNA polymerase II-specific; protein dimerization activity; RNA polymerase II cis-regulatory region sequence-specific DNA binding
Source: RefSeq, a predicted model, not a curated record